UGAUAGAAUAAAAUGUUUACUGAAUUAUACCAUAUUUAAUAGAAAAAGCAAACAAGUUUGUGUUCAAAGAUAACUGCUUCACUAAGAUGAAUAUUUUCUUUUCUCACAGUAAUACUUAAGAAGGAAAAACUGCAAAUAUACCUAGCUAACUGUACUAUAUUUGUAAGGUAAAACAAUCUUCUUAAUCUCUGAAGUGAUCAAUUUACAUUCAAAAGUCUGGAUUACCUGCUCUCAGUAGCAGAACUAAAAUAAUUAUGCCAACAUUAUCCAGCUCAUUAUGAUGCCAAUUGAUAUUGAACAAAUUCUUUCAGCGGACAGGCUCUCUUGAGAUACUUGUUCUUCUUCUGACUGAGGCACAUGGACCCUCUGGUAUCUUCUAUGCAGCCAAACAUAUUUGACUCUCCUGGCUAGCCCACAAUGUAUCUGCCACCUUGAUUGUUAUUCUCACUACUGUAUCAACCUAUAAUUUUUGCAUCUGAAUUUUUCCCCCCAAAAUAUAUUUUUCUUGAUUUUUAGAAAAAGAGGAAGGGAGAGGGGGAGAGAGAAACACCAAUGUGAGAAUGAAACAUUGAUUGGCUGUCUCCUGCAUGUCUCCUACUGAGGACUGAGAUGACAACCUGUGCAUGAGGCCUGGGUGGCAAUCAAACCAGUAACCUUUUGGUGAAUGGGAUGAUGCUCCAACCAACUGAGCCAUCUGGCCAGGGCUGCAUCUGAACUCUUUUUAAGAUAAUGAAUUUCAUACAUCUUCUGGGUAACAUAAUUUUUUACAUGUCCAAGUCUACUUUUUUCAACAUUAGAAGAAUAUCCUAAGGAUGGAGAAAGAGAGUAUCUAGAUUUCUGGGUUAGCUCCUAAUUUUAUGUUAAAGUUUUCUGGAUUUUCUGUAGCUUCAUCUUGUCUUCCGCUUCAUCUUGUCUUCCUUGGCAGGCAAUGGGUAAAAUUAUAUGCAAUAUUAUUUGUAUUGAGAUGGUACUAAUGUUUGGUUAUGCAUUUUCUUGGUUUCUUUGCCCUUUCUAAUUAUGACCCAUUUGUUGGCCUUUUAACCAAAGUUUUUUUGAAAACUAGAGUUCUGGGAAGGCCCUUACUGAAACCUAACUGUUCAUUCACUUCUUCCAGUCAUAGAGGCAGGUAUUUGGAUUGUUUUCAUUGAAUGAAUUGUUGUACACUUAGUUGGCACAUGUGUCUCUGCCACUUUCCUGCUGUGGUUCUUCAGGCUUGCCAUUCACUGUGGGGUAUGUGAAUCAGAGCCACAUUUCAGUGUAUAAAGAAAAAUUACUGCGGGUAUUAAUUAUGUAAAAACACCUAAUAUAGAUCCUAGGACAAUAUAGGCAUAGUAUUAAAAUAUACAUAUUUUUGGCUCUUUCCAAAUGUCUCUUCUGAAUAUCCUAAAGGAUACACCUAAUAGAUUCUUUAAUUUUAUCUUCAAUUUAGCAUGACUGCUAUCUUCCUGAUAUCCAUGCUAUUUGGCCUUCUGUGUGGGCAAGCAACGUCUUUCUGUAUUCCAACUGAGUAUAUGAUGCACGUUGAAAGGAAAGAGUGUGAUUAUUGCCUAACCAUCAACACCACCAUCUGUGCCGGAUAUUGUAUGACACGGGAUAUCAAUGGCAAGCAGUUUCUUCCCAAAUAUGCUCUGUCCCAGGAUGUUUGUACAUAUGGAGACUUCAUAUACAAGACUGUAGAGAUACCAGGAUGCCCACGCCAUGUUAGUCCUUAUUUCUCCUUCCCUAUAGCUGUAAGCUGUAAGUGUGGCAAGUGCAAUACUGACUAUAGUGACUGUGUACAUGAGAUCAUCAAAACAAACUACUGUACCAAACCUCAGCAGUCCUAUUUGGUGGGAGUUUCUAUCUAACUUCAAUAGACUGUAACUUGCAAUGCAGUUAAAUGUGUUUUCCUGGAA
This is a messenger RNA of Myotis daubentonii (Daubenton's bat), 1895 nucleotides long. It is a transcript of the gene TSHB, whose product is annotated as thyroid stimulating hormone subunit beta. Gene Ontology annotation, cellular component: extracellular region; cytoplasm. The record is from RefSeq and is a predicted model, not a curated record. Lineage: Eukaryota; Metazoa; Chordata; Mammalia; Chiroptera; Vespertilionidae. Gene Ontology annotation, biological process: G protein-coupled receptor signaling pathway. Gene Ontology annotation, molecular function: hormone activity.